This is a messenger RNA of Fusarium poae, 576 nucleotides long. RefSeq lists its product as uncharacterized. The coding region runs from base 1 to 576 and encodes 191 amino acids. The transcript is spliced from 2 exons. The record is from RefSeq and is a predicted model, not a curated record. NCBI's taxonomy places the organism in Eukaryota, Fungi, Ascomycota, Sordariomycetes, Hypocreales, Nectriaceae.
AUGUUUAAGGUUAUCGCCAUUGAUCCUGCUGCAAGUCAGCCUGAUGGCACGCAUCGGCUCUUUCUGACGUUCGACACUGCACUCUGCUACCAUUUCGAUUCAUCCUACCGGGGCUCACACAUAACAUCGAAUGAAGAGGGUGAUGUUUCCUUGAAAUACCGAAUUGUUCUCAUUGUCAACACGGGAGAGGACGGUCGUUGGGUUUUCACACAGGGAGACAGCGUACUACCCGAGAUUAUUAACAACCAAGUCAACCUCCGGAAAGAAAAGGCUGAUGGCCGUUUGGGGUCUUUUGCAUGGGUCGGUAGCAGUACAGUCUCGUCUGGCAAUGGGGGAGAUAUGCCCAACAUGAGCUGGAGUAAUGCUGUUAACCACUUACCUGACCUUCAGUCACUUACCGACGGGUCAAUCCAGAACUUGAUGUCGACUCUGAACAAAGCUAUGCCUACUCUAAACGAUACUCUACUGAUGCCAGCAGGGGAUGUCUACACCUUCAACGGGCUAGAUUCUACUGAGGAAGGCCAUGUUCUUACAAGAGUCAAGUAUCGAACUAGGACCGCGGGUGGCAGGGUAUAA